AUGCAUCUGAUCGCAGCAAAAAAACGGACAGACACGAGGCAGUCAACAACAGCAAUAACACGUUUGAGUACCGUCCAGCUCAGUGCCAGCCCGAGAGAGCCUCGAGAUGCCCGACGUCACCACAACUGUCACUUCUCAAUAAAGCCGAUCCGCCUCCCUCGACCGUUUCUCGGAACGCGGCGCCCGACGAAGAUGACAGCGCCCGAUCACAGCACGCCAUAUCUUCACCGGCCAGUUCCCUCCUUACGCCUUCAACCUGCUGCUGCUGGUCUGCCAGUGUACAACUGCUACCCCUGCCCGCCAAUGCGACCCUAA
Colletotrichum destructivum is the source of this 315-nucleotide messenger RNA. RefSeq lists its product as uncharacterized. NCBI's taxonomy places the organism in Eukaryota, Fungi, Ascomycota, Sordariomycetes, Glomerellales, Glomerellaceae. The coding region runs from base 1 to 315 and encodes 104 amino acids. The transcript has a single exon. The record is from RefSeq and is a predicted model, not a curated record.